CAGCUUUGCUCUUGUGUUUCUUACCAUAACCUGGUAAGGUUCAGUGCUCUGCUGCUGCUGCUCCUCCUCUGGGGUUGCCGUCUGAAUCUGGUUUUAUUUUACCCUUUAACACACAUUGAUCUCGGAUUUCUAGAGAAUAUUUUUGAAAUCCAGCUUUUCCCGGUUCAGUUUCUUGACAUCCACCUGCGAAGCCCUGCAUGCUGGCACAUAAGUCUUAUGCACAUGAUAUGAUGUUAAUAGUUGGCUAACUUUUAGCUCAUCGCAAGGCAAGGGGGGACCUACUGUUGCCAUGGGCAACAAUGUGCACCGUGAUUUUAUGCUUCCUCAUUCGCCAAGUAGUCAAAUGCUUGAUAGCUGUGUGGAAUUCCAGGAACUGCUCUUGUGAAUAUGGACAUUCAUGGACUCAAGGGAUUGGAACACAGACGACUUCUGCAAUUAUUGCAAAUCACAAGAAGACCCCAGCUGUGACGCCCACUGACAACCUGCAGCAUCUGGAGGAGAAGGGGGAGGCCUCCGAUUCCAACAGCCAAUAGAUCGGAGCCUAGAAGUAGCCAAUCAAGACUGUUCUGCCAUCCAAUCGGACAGCUCCAAACUGAUAGUGCAGCAAGCUGAGGGGAGAGCUGAAAUGAGGGUGGAGAGGCGGCGUGGCUUUCCUUUCCUACCAUCCUUUGCUUUUCCUUCGGCCCUGUGGAAGCACUCAUCCACACCACCGCACUGAACCCUUUUCACUCUGUCACUGCACUUGAUCCCUCUCUUUCCUUACAUCUAUCUGUCUAUCUUGCUUGAUGAAUAGGUCAAGCACCACAAACCAGUAGACCCUCUCAGUAAAGACCAGUGAAAUCAGUUGCUUAGAUUGUAGAGCUGCUAACAGAGAUCAUCCUACUCAAGCAAUGCAGUAGUCUAUUUAAAUAUAUUACCUCACCUCACGCCUCCCCAUCCCCACCGCCACCCAGUGUCUGGCUCAGUCCCAAAGGCUCCCACAGGCAAUGAGGAGGGCCAGGGGGUUUAUCUCUUUCUAGACUUUCUCUUCUCCACCUUGUGUCUUCAUGUUUUGGGGGUCCUCUGGUGCCCCCGCCCUCUGUCAACCCCCCCGCACCCGCUGCCACCACGGCCGGCCACCCCAGUCGCCUCGUUGCCAUGCCGACAGAGACACUGGCUCCAGCCCUGCCAGAUAGCAAGGCCGCUGGCCCCCCGACGCCCUACAGUUCUACCGUACCCCUCCGUAUCCUCAAUAAGGGCCCCGAGUACUUCAGGAGACAGGUGGAACCUAACCCUAAGCGCCUCAGUGCUGUCGAGAGACUAGAAGCUGACAAGGCCAAGUAUGUCAAGAGUCAGGAAGUUAUCAAUGCCAAACAAGAGCCAAUCAAACCACCUGUGCUGGCCAAGCCUCCCGUCGGUCACACUCUCCUGUCCAAGAGAGGCCCUGGGACUGGUGGAGGAGGAGGAAAUGGAGGCGGGUUACCUUUCAAAGCAUCCAAUAACAACGCCAAGGCAGACACAUGUGCGAUGAGCAGCGGCGGCAGCAAACGGGACAAUUUAAACUUGGAGAUUCUAAAAAAUCUGCUAAACUCCUCGUCCUCUUCGGGAGCAGGAUCUGAAGGUCUAGGAGGUGGAGCUAAGAGUGCUGUGCUGAUGAGGUCAUCAGGGGGAAUGGCUAGGAGUUGGACGCCAUCAGGGAUGCCGUUAACCUACCGGUCUACAAUGACUCUUAAUGAGCAACCAGCUGACUCAGCUCCCAGUCCGAGCACCUCGCACUCCCUCCGAUCCUUUUCCCAUUCCCUGAAGGUCCCUCCGAUCAACAGUGGGGGACGUCGCAGUCCGCUACAGGGAGGAAAUCUAAACCUUAGUAGACGAGUCCUGGACGAGAGAGCAGGUGAAGGAGGAGUUAUCGAUCGAUCUCGCUCCCCACUACCGCCUCUGCUCACGUCCCACUCCUCGUCUGACCUCCUGCGACUGUGCAAUGGCAAGCCACUCCGCACAGCCCGAUCCAGCAGCUCCUCAGCUCCACCCCUCCCCCCAAAACCCAACCCUGCCUCCCUCCCUCCUCCCGCACUUUCCUUGUCACUGCCCCCCCCACGUCCAACUCCAUCCCCCUCGCCCUGUGACAACACCACCCCUCUGUCAUUACCUUGUGAUCUGGGAGACCCUUCCAAUACUUCAACCGAUCCCAACCUGGAGCUUGAGCUUGGUUCGUCUGUUGUUCGUCGCUCCUCGCUACACAGAUCUAAAUCAGACCUGUCAGACCGGUACGCCCGGGCUGGAGCUGACGUGGAACGCUUUUUUAACUACUGCGGCCUUGACCCCGAAGAGCUGGAGGCAGUAGGUCCAGAGAACUUUGCACGGGCCAACUCUGAUAUCGUCAGCCUGAACUUCAGAUCAGCCUCUAUGAUCUCUUCCGACUGCGACCGGUCGCGGCGAUCUUCCAACGAUGCACUGUCAGACGGGGACGAGGACGAGGAAGAGGAGGCUGGAGAGCGUGUGCCAUAUGGCAUCUCAGCUGUGGAGCGAAAUGCAAGAGUCAUUAAGUGGCUGUACAGCAUCAAACAGGCGAGAGAAACACAAAAAGUCUCACAUGUUUAGGACAAGCACUACAGUGGAUUAGAUGUACUGUAAACUAUAGACAAACCGCACCAUGUUUCAGAAGUGAUACAAGGACCAGAAUUCCUCACAGGUUUAGAGGCCAUGAUCUUGGGCUGAACUGAAAUAUUGUCAAAAUGUAUAGAUGGAUGAAUGAAUGGAUGGAAGCAAAAGUCUGACAGGUCUGACAUAAACUAGGUAAGAAGACACAAUUUUGUUUAGAAAUUAAAGACGUGAUGAGGAAAAGGACUCUAAUCCUCCCAGGCUUAGAACAACACGAACACUAAGAACAUAAAGGAAUAAAACUUCCUAUCAUAUGAACAAAAUGUUUAGUCUGGAGAGACAAGCAACCAUGGGACCUGUAUGAAAACAAAUAAGUUGAUUAAAGGUUUCUCUAUGGACACUGUAUAACUCUGGCAGACAAAGUCUGUCAAUUUGCUUGAGCAACAAGAGCGAAAUGCACUACGACUGUCCAAGGACCCAUAAAGUGACCACCUCACUACAAAGGGUUAUAGGCCUUUCUCACAGAGAACAUUUUGGCUUGUCAAACACAGGUUUGACCAACAUUCCAUUUAGGACUGGUAGCCUGGUUUCAGAAAUGUGAAUCAUCACCCACAUCUCUGGGUUUGUGCUGGUUCACAGGUGUUUCCUCAGUAGGAUACAGCUGACUAAUCAAAGCAGUGGGUAGGCAUGAUAUGAAAAUUUCACGUCACAAUAAAUCCUGGCCAAAAUAAUUGCGUAUAUUAUCCCAAUAAUCACCCCAAAAAAACUGCACUAAAACAUGCUGGAAUCGCUUUACAUUUUGUUAAGAAGUAAAUAUUUUUUGUAAACAAAACUCCCCAUUCACUGCCAACAACAGUCAGGUGCUGGUAGGUCGCAGGGCCAUGUAGUAAGAAAUCAGAUCAAUUACAGAUAUAUAUUAUAAUAUUUAGGUCGUCAGAGAUUGACUCUUUGGCAGCGGUUCGUUGGUUUUUGAAAGUUAUGGUAAUUCAGUCUGAUUAUCAGUCUUUCAGUAUUUCGAUGUGUUAGCUCCAGGCUUUUGGCAGUGUUCAUGCUGGCUCAUGUUUACCAGUUCCGCCUGUGCUUUUCUUGCAAUGACAAGUCAAACUGCACACAUUGAGAAAGGCCUAUGUCACAGUGUUGAUGUCUUAGUUUAAACAACAGGUCCUGACAUCUUUGCAAAACAGAUACUGAACUCUAUCUGUCAAAAAAUCACAUGGAAAGUCAGUGAUGCUGGUACACUGUGCGGCUGUAAGUCAGCUCAGUGAAGUUACUUGACAUUUGUUAUAGGAAUAAUCAGUUCACCGCUAACUUAAUGGGUCACAAAGAUGAAGUUAUUAAUGCAUCAAGGUGUAAACUAUGACACUGCAAAAUGUUGGCAAACUCAUGAAACUAAGCUAGCUUUCACUGAGCUUUAGCUGUUUUCAAGCUAGAUAUUGUAACUGCUAAAUGAAGGCCUCGGAAUGUGUGAAGAUUGAUGAAGGAAACAGAAGACAUUGGUACAGUGAUUUGACACACACACACACACACACACACACACACACACACACACACAAUAUAAAAUAUUAUCUCUCAAGCAUACUUAUCCAUGCAGCAUUAAGGCUUCACUGUCAUAUCAUUAACAAAUCAACUACUUGUUCAUGUCACCCAACAAAACAUUUCACCAGAGAGUUGUAUUGUCCUGUGAUGGGUUAUUCAGAGGCUGCUCGACAACAAAUCAUGACUACUUGUAAUUUGGGUCAAAUGGUUGAAUGUAAGACUUAAUGUAUCACUACUGGUGCUGUCUAUGGGUGCCUUUACACCUGACUUUUCUGGUUGAAUCUAGAUUAACUCUGGUGCAUUUGCCUGUUUAAUUUGGUCUUGUUUAGGCUGAACGUCAUUCAAACUAGGACCAACUGCAGACCAAAGACUGCUUAAGGGGUCUUGGUCAACUUCCAACCACAGACAAAAAGGAGUUCGGUCUAGACCUGCUCUCUUUGAAAAGUGUCCUGAGAUAACUUCUGUUAGGAAUUGGCGCUAUACAAAUUAAAAAAAUGUAAUUAAAUUGAAUUGAAACUGUUUGUGGUGCAAACAUGAAUAGAUCAAUUAAUACGUAUGUGGUUUUAGCAUGAAAUCAUAAGAUAAACUACUAUUCAGUUGUAUAUGAUCCAUAUGCCAGGUCUAUCUACCAUAAGCGAUUUGAGAUUUGAGUCACAUUAUCAUAUGGGAAGAGCCAUCAUGCUGUUCAGUUUGCAUUCCACUGGGAAACUGGAAGCCAGCUAUCAAUCUUGUUACGUCCCACUAUUAAUUACUUUAAUUUAGAUUUAACAGCUGCUAUUUGAAACAGCUAUUUUGAAAUUGCAGAGUAGAUUUUAACCGGACCAAAACUGAAUGACAACUAUGCAUUGUUUUCCAUUUGUGCAAACCAAAUGAACCAGGUGUGAAAGUGAGCUAAACAAUCAAACCUUUACACAGGUAUGUCAUCACAUGUUCAAUUAGUGAAAUCCACAUCCACAUGCAAAUGUACAGGACAAUUCAAAAGAAAAGUACAAUUCAUGAGUGGGAUGAGAUAAAAUGAACAGCGCCUCAUGCAUUUCCCAGCAUCAAGACAUCAUAACUCUCCUUUUCGGAAAACAAUGUUAGUGAAAAUCUGUGGUUAUGUAGACCACCAGGCACUAUAAACAUACAAUAAAAGCAAUACUAAUGAAGCUGUCAGUUCACCACUACAUUGUACACAGGAAGGAUGAGAGGAGAUUGUGGUCAUGUAAUGCGUCAGUGUUCUCGCCAAAUGCCAUUUAAGAUUUAGGGUGUUUAUAGUUGCUUCUGCUGUAGAUCGCAUCCUACAGCCACACGCAGACGAUGCAGGCUGCGUUCAUGUUGAACACGUUGUCGAUGCCCUCACUUCUGCUUUCUUGCUCUCUGCCUCUGUCUGCCGUCAAAGCCAGCCGCAGGAAGAAACAUGUUUCUUUACCCUUGUGUGCUCCCAGAUAAUGAAGGUAGUUCACCUCCACCCUUAUCCUUGUCAUCUGUCUGUGCGUCGCUGACAUGUCUCAAGGCCUGAAGCCAUAUCGGUGUGAAUGCAGCGCCUCGGUCAGUGUCUACCAACAGUCAGUGUGUCCUUCUGCCCCUCCACCUCCCUUCACCUCACCUUAAAUCUGUGCUGCAGGUCUGCUUCAGUGUGUCCAACAACAGCAACAACCCUGCUGGGCUUACUUCACUUGCCUGCACAAUACAACUUUGCUGAUAUUAGCGGUAUGGAACAGGGUCUGCAGGGUCUUUAAAAGUCUAAAAUCCAACAACCGGAAUUUUAGGCCAUAAAAUAUAAAUAUGAUUUUGACAGGUCUUAAACAUUUAUUGGAUUAAUGAAGUUAAUGUUACUUAUAUGAAGUUGCAUUUUUCAGUCUCGCUUUUAAAUGUUUAUUUUGGGGGAGGGUAACAAUUUUGUAUUGAUCAUGCUGUAAUAACUACAACUUACUUUUACUUUGCCUAUAUGGACAUAAAAUAAGUCCUAAAUUGCAUCCAUAAUGUUUUUUAAAAGUCUUUAAAUUCACCCUGUUGAAACCUGCAGAAACCCUGGGGAAGCAUCAACAUCUGAGGCAACUAUAGUCUCUGUAAUGUAGCCAUAUUGUUUGGAAUGCAUAUGGUGACAUUGUGUAGGGGAGAACAGCUUGAGCCACAUUUUAGUGAAAAUGUCUGUAGAUAUAGGUUUGCUGUUAUGUAACACCCUGUUUACACAGUUUCAAAAUUGAAGAGAAGUGCAACCAAGGAACAUUGAAGACAUUGAAAUCUGGUUGUUCAAACCACCUCAGUUUGAGAAGUAUUGAAAAACAGUGUUUCCAUCUUCCAUUAGGUGCAUUAACUUUUUUUCAAAAAGGCAAAAACCAUUUUGAGUCCAUUGACCUUUUCUAAUACAAUACUUUAAAAUGUGCAUCAAAAUACAUUGAACCACAGCUAAUGGCUAUACUUAGGCCCCUUUUCCACCAAAUUAGCAUUGAACCAGUUCCGUUCAAGAUUCUUGGAACCGUGCUGCCAUCUAGCGAACCAGCCCGUUUCCAUCUAUUUUUAGCGUAACCAUAGUAAUCGCAUGUAUAAUCAAAAGAGGGCGCUGCACAACAACCUGUAGAAUAUGACACGCCCAUUUUGGUUCCCAAGGAUAACCUGCUAUUUUUUGGUUCCAACUGGAAAACAAAGUUUCCGAACCAAUUUAUUUUUGUUCAAAAUGCUCAGAACAGUUCAAAACUAGGUGCUUGAGUCAGAACCGAGCAAGUUCCCUGUUGGUGGAAAUUAGUUACAGGUUGUUCCUGUUUUGGAAAAAGCCUACAUUUGUGCAGUUCAUUACGUCUUCAAGUGAUUUUAUACUGAAACUUUUGUUGACCACUGUAAUCAUUCAUCCUGCACAUGUUGGCCCUGAAGUUAUCCCUCACUACUGUGACUCCAACAGGGGGACAAAACCCACAGUCCUCAAUCUGUGUCAAGUUGCAUCCUUUUACUGAAGCUAAUAUGUUUCAGUCUACGUUAGCCAAAUCAUUGUAUAAAUCAUCAUCCUGGAAGUGGUGUGUAGGUUUGUUUAACAAGCAAACACUGUCCAUGGAAACACAAAAGGAAUUUCGUAGAAUAGCAAAAGUAAAUUUCAAUAUGCCUCGAAUGCACAGUGAUCACAAAACUACCGCCAAUGCUCAUGAACAAGCUGGCUAGCUUUAAUGAGAGAAGAUCUAACUAAUUGAUGUUUCAUUUUUGAUGCAAACCUUCUUAAAAGAGUGGAAGUGAAGUGAACCCAGUUGGGAGAAACCCCCUUCCCCUAUGUCCUUGCUCUGAUCUCAGGGCUGUGCUAGCAUGUUCCUGUCCAGUACCCUGAUCUGUCAUCCUCAUGUGUCUUCCCAGUGACUUCCCCUUCGGAACCCAGGAAACCCCGCUGCUUCGUAAUGUCAGUGUUAACAAAGACAAUGUUGUUCUGUUCUGGCAGCAUCAUCAUGCUUUAGUUUAACUUCUGUCUACAUGGUGCGUUUUUUAUUUCUUUGUUUUUUAAUCUUUGGAUUGACAGAUAGAGUUCUUAUGUGGUACUUGCUUUGUUUUAUUUUUUUCUUCUAUGUGUAAAUGCUGUUAAAGGAAAAAAAUGUAUAUAUUUGAUUUAAAAGAGCAAUGGGUUGGAUUUCAGUUUCUCUCUGUCUGAAAGUUUAUGUGUUACAAAAGAUCCUAAACAAAAAACUGCUGUUUCGUUCUUUGUCUGCAGUACAGAACUGCCUGAUCGAACUGGGCAGGAUUGUUUCAGAGACUUAGUGUUGACUGUUUUUCGACGUGGAAACUGUUACAUUUUGCUUGAUGAAAAAUAUGUUCAUGUUUAGUUUCUUUUGAUUAUUUCAAUAAAUGGCUUCUUUUUGCCACUAA
This is a messenger RNA of Dicentrarchus labrax (European seabass), 7941 nucleotides long. RefSeq names its product family with sequence similarity 110 member B (gene fam110b). NCBI's taxonomy places the organism in Eukaryota, Metazoa, Chordata, Actinopteri, Moronidae. The transcript has 6 exons. The record is from RefSeq and is a predicted model, not a curated record. The coding region runs from base 1138 to 2580 and encodes 480 amino acids.